Trichomonas vaginalis G3 is the source of this 660-nucleotide messenger RNA. RefSeq lists its product as uncharacterized. The transcript has a single exon. Lineage: Eukaryota; Parabasalia; Trichomonadida; Trichomonadidae. Bases 1 to 660 code for a protein of 219 amino acids. The record is from RefSeq and is a predicted model, not a curated record.
AUGGCUUAUUCAAAUGAACCUUACGUUUUACAUAACAAUAUUAAGAAGAAAUCUGAAUUUGAAUAUUUUACUGAUGCUAAUGGACAACUAUGGUUAAAAGUAUUCCAUCAAAAUACAAACUAUUGUUAUUUUGAAAGUAAGUUAGAAGCAAAUUAUUCACUUUCGAAGAAUUGCUUUUCUCUUAUUCGUUAUAUUGAUGAAAAAUUUUUAAUCUCCAAAAGUUCACAAAAAUAUUAUUCAUUUCUUCUUGAAUAUCCACAAAUUCCAGAAUACAUCGAAUUUGUCCAAGAAGAACAUUUCAACACUUCAAAUCCAAAACCAGCAGGAUUUAACACAAUUAAAAAGAAAGGAGCUUUCUUAGAAUUUGGUGGAUUACAUCAAUUGAUAUCAACAUAUUCUAAUUCUGCUCUCCUUGUGGGACGCAACAAUGCAGUAAAUUGGGAUUAUCCCAUUGGAACAAUAAGCAAGGAUUAUUAUCCUCUUAUGCCAAUCUUUAACAGACAAUGCCUUAUUGUUGAUUUGUGGAUAGAAAUUAAGGAUUUAAACAUUAUAAAUCAAUUUACAUUUAAUGCAGUUGAUUGUUCUCACCUAAACAUUAAUACUUGCAUUCUUAAUAUCAAUAAAUUUGCAUUUAUUUGUUUGUUUGAAUCAAUAAACUAA